AAUUGCGUUCUUUUAUCAUUAGUAGAAAGACUAAUUGAGUAUAUUUCGUAUAAAGUGAAACGCGUGAAGGGGUGGGUGUAGCGUAUCUUUAGUUCUGCUUUUCUAAGUUUCAACGCGCUACUUUUCCGAUACUUCCUCUCAACUCUAAUUCAUAGAGCUGGUUAUAUGCACAAUUGUGUGGUUGUAAAAUUUUAAUCAAAACUUGUUUUGCUUUGUGAGACUGUACUAGUAGCGGAGAGAAGAGAAUUAAGAGUAUGAUGAUGCGAUCGUGUUGUCGACCAUUAGAGAGGUGUUUUGGGAGAAGAAACGGAGAUGGGCUUUUAUGGCAUAUGGAUUUAAAGCCACAUGCUUCUGGUGAUUUCUCAAUUGCUGUAGUUCAAGCGAAUUCUUCACUUGAAGACCAAAGCCAAGUUUUCACUUCUCCUUCUGCUACUUAUGUUGGUGUUUAUGAUGGCCAUGGUGGUCCUGAAGCCUCCCGUUUUGUCAAUAGACACCUCUUCUCUUAUUUGCAUAAAUUUUCGAAAGAGCAAGGGGGUUUGUCAUCAGAUGUGAUAAAGAGGGCCUUUAAUGCUACAGAAGAGGAUUUUAUUCAAUUGGUGAAGAGAUCAUUGCUUGUAAUGCCACAGAUUGCUUCAGUUGGAUCAUGUUGUUUGGUUGGUGCAAUUUCUGAGGGUGAAUUGUACGUGGCUAAUUUAGGGGAUUCGAGGGCAGUUCUUGGACGCAGAGGUUUUGAAGGGGAGACGAAUUCUGUGGUUGCAGAAAGGUUGUCGACUGAUCAUAAUGUUUCAUGUGAAAAAGUGAGAAAAGAAGUUGAAUCACUUCAUCCUGAUGAUCAAGCUGUUGUGGUUUACAAUCGAGGUGUUUGGAGAAUUAAAGGCAUAAUUCAGGUCUCAAGAUCUAUUGGAGAUGCCUAUUUGAAGAAACCUGAAUUUAACAGGGAUCCUAUAUCCCAACGAUAUGGAAAUCUUGUACCUCUGAAACGGCCUGUACUAACAGCUGAGCCUUCUAUUGUUACACGAAGUAUUAGGCCUCAUGACUUAUUCCUGAUAUUUGCUUCUGAUGGCCUCUGGGAACACUUAACUGAUCAAGUAGCUGUGGAAAUAGUCUCUAAAAACUCAAGAGCUGGAAUAGCUAAGAGACUGGUGCGAGCAGCGAUUCAGGAGGCUGCUAAGAAGAGGGAGAUGAGGUACAAGGACAUACAGAAGAUAGAAAAGGGGAUUAGGCGCCAUUUCCACGAUGAUAUAACAGUUAUUGUGAUCUAUCUUGAUCACCAAAGAGAAUCUUUCCACUCCAAAGGCACUCUUGGCUCUAUCACCGCACCAGUAGACGUAUUCUCAUAUAAUUCAGAAGAUGCUGAGGAGAACCAAGUGAUUGGAGUUUUUUAAACAGCCAAAAGAGGAACAGUGAUCUAAACAAGAGCGUCGUAUAUUCAGUAUAUAAUGAGCCUUGUAUAGAGAAACAGUGAUCUAAACAACACAUUACAUGGAGAGUUACAGGUUUGAUGUAGAUAAACCGGAGUUAUGGGUGGCUGAUUGAAUGAGGCUGAGAGCACAAGUUCAGUUUAGCAUCUGACCAAACCCAUUGUUUUUAUCGUUUCAGAGAGAUUGUGCGUUGAGAUAAAUAGUGUAAAAGGAUGCCAGUGAUUUUGAGCUGACUGCUUUCCGUUAAUUCUAUCUUUGUUGCUUGCAUUACCUAUUGUUUCUAGGUAUAAGGGGAGUUCCCUCUCAAAAUUCCAGGUUUUGUUAUAUAUUGCUGGGCAAAAAGUUGAAUAAUCUGAGAUCAGAUGGCCUUCCUUUCAGAUU
Messenger RNA from Nicotiana attenuata, 1802 nucleotides. Its product is annotated as probable protein phosphatase 2C 63. Gene Ontology annotation, biological process: protein dephosphorylation. The record is from RefSeq and is a predicted model, not a curated record. Gene Ontology annotation, molecular function: cation binding; protein serine/threonine phosphatase activity. Lineage: Eukaryota; Viridiplantae; Streptophyta; Magnoliopsida; Solanales; Solanaceae. The transcript has 4 exons. Bases 255 to 1385 code for a protein of 376 amino acids.